AUGCUCGGCGCGCUACGCACAACAGUCCGUGACUGUGGCGGCCUGUCACUCGCCGCUACCGUCAUCGUCCCCUCCAUACUCCUUUUUGUCACCUUUAUUAAGGUAUGGCACGCUAUUGAGCGGAUCUUAACAGCCCAGAGCUGCUUCUGGUCUGGCCUCGUCGCCCCUUUCUACGCCUUCUCAGCUAACCUUCAGAUGCGCUGGGCUGGGCCCGAGGAGGUAGUCCCUACCGUGGUCCUCCGCAAUGCCAUUGCCACGACAUCGGCCGCGGGGAACGCAGCGACGUACUUCGUCCACGAGAUUGGGUCCUUGCAGCGCCACUCGCUGGCCACUGUAGAUGGCGUGACUCUCUUUACUCCCAUGGCCGUCCCCACCGCCGAAGUGGCCGAGGUCGAGCAGGCCAUUGAGAAGCUACAGAAGGGGCUGGAGGACUUCGUCCCCAGGGAGCUUGUGCGGUUUUAUAACAUUCGGGCAACAAUUGCGCACAUGAUUCGCGACCUCUCACCACAACACGACGCAGGCAGUAGCCCAGGAGGCAAAGAGAAGAAGCACCACAAGACGCUGAGGAAACAUCUCAGGGAUCCGGAGAAACCGCUUAUCGAAACGGUGAAUCACCGCAAAGAAGUCCGAGAAGACGCAAUGGAGAUAGAAAUGUCGGCUGGGGAUGCGGGGAGGACCUAA
Messenger RNA from Dichotomopilus funicola, 681 nucleotides. RefSeq lists its product as uncharacterized. The transcript has a single exon. Bases 1 to 681 code for a protein of 226 amino acids. The record is from RefSeq and is a predicted model, not a curated record. NCBI's taxonomy places the organism in Eukaryota, Fungi, Ascomycota, Sordariomycetes, Sordariales, Chaetomiaceae.